Chlamydomonas reinhardtii is the source of this 3672-nucleotide messenger RNA. RefSeq lists its product as uncharacterized. The transcript is spliced from 11 exons. NCBI's taxonomy places the organism in Eukaryota, Viridiplantae, Chlorophyta, Chlorophyceae, Chlamydomonadales, Chlamydomonadaceae. Bases 105 to 1865 code for a protein of 586 amino acids. The record is from RefSeq and is a predicted model, not a curated record. Gene Ontology annotation, molecular function: protein binding.
UGAGACUAAGCAGUUGAUUCAGCUGGGAACACCUUCCUUGGUCCCACCUCUCAAGUUGGCAUAUUUGCAAUACUAAGCUUUAGACGCCUGAAAUCAAGGGCGCCAUGUCGGCCUACGACCUAGCGGAGGCGGACUACCUCACCCGCCUGACGGUGCGCCGCCUCGCGGAGCUCAACGCCACACGCGCCAGGGUGGAGGCGCUUGAGGCGCGUGCGAGCCUGGCAGAGGAGUAUGAGAAUGAGCGGCGCAAGCUGGACCUGCUGCAGCGGCUGCAGGACAAGUACUCGGCGCUGAGCCCCAUCGUAGUCACGGACGCCAGCCUAGCCAUCGCCGACCUGCGGGAGCACCUGCAGGGCGUGUAUGAUGCGGACCUGCUGUCGGACCCCCAGCUGCGUGCGCUGACGAUGCUGCACGCGGUGGCCUUCUCCACUCGCACCCUGGACCGCUUCAGCGAGCCGGGGAGAUACGCGCUGGAGGGCAGCGCGGGCGUGCUGGAGCUGGGCGCCUCCACGCUGGCCAUGUUCAGCAGCCGCGCGGGCGGGGCGGUGGCGUUUGCGGAGGCGUUCGCGGUGCCUGUGCUGGUCAAGCUGCUCAGCCCUCUGUACGCGCCGGUGGUGGUGGUCAACAUCGCAAACGCCAUUGGCAACCUGGCGGACGACCUGGACAUCCGCCUGGCGCUGCGCAGUGGCGGCGGCAUCGGUGCGCUGGUGCGGCUGCUGCGGCCCGACUGCGAGGCGUCCGUGCAGGCGGCGGCGGCGGGCGCGCUGUCGCUGCUGGCGGCGCGCGACAUCGUGGUGCAGGACAGCGUGCGAUACCUGGGCGGUGUGGAUCUGCUGGUGGACCUGCUGGUGACGGCGGACGCCUACACCGCCGAGGCCGCCCGCUACUGCCUGCUCAGCCUGCGCCGCGGCAACACCAAGAACCAGGCCGAGACCAUUGCGGCCAUCCGCGCCAACUCCAACGUGGUGCGCAACGUGCGGCGGGUUGAUCCGGAGCUGCUGCGCUUCGAGGAGGGCACGCCGCGCGUCAAGUCCAGCUACGCGCCGCCGCCCAUGUCGCCUGCGGCGCUGGGCUACGGCUACGGCACGCCCACCAAGGCCCUGGCGCGGCCCACCACCGCCGACAGCUACCGGCGCAGCGCCGCCCUGGACAGCAUGACCGGCGCGCUGGCCCGCUCCGUGUCGCCCGGCCGCUACCGGUCGCCCCUGGCCGCCGCCAUCUCCGCCUCCGCCGCCGCCAGCCCCGCCGUCACCGCGCUGCGGGGCUCCCUGGACGCGGAGCUGGCCCGCGCCGCCAGCCCGCUGCGCAGCAGCCUGCGCGCCUCCACGUUGGCGGCGCGCUACAGCCCGCCGCCAGCCUCGGCGCUGGCGCUGGCGGAGCCGGAGUCGGCCCUGGGCGUGAUGCCCGAGGUGGACAGCGACCUGCUGAAGCGCAAGCACCUGAUCCGCUACACGGCCGAGGAGCUGGCCACGCUGCUGCAGGAAAUGGGCUUCGACAAGCUUGACCUGCGCUCGUUCAAGCUGAACGGUGUGGCCGGGGUGGACCUGCUGGACAUGAGCGAGGACGAGAUGGUGGUGCGCCUGCUGCUGCCGCGGCACAAGGUCCGCAAGCUGCGAGCGCUGCAGCGCGCUGUGGCGCUGUUCGACCGCAUCGCCACCCUACCGCGCCAGGGCCGGCUGAGCGAGGUGGAGCUGCGCCUGUUCCUGGCGGCGCAGGGCUGCGGCAGCGUCGAAGUGGAUAAGGUGGUGCGGCUGGUCCGCAGCCUGGUGCGCACCGACAAGCUGGACUUCGUGACGUUCUGGGACUUCGUGUGCGCCUACGACUGGAUCGCGCAGGCGUUCCGCAUCUACGCCAUUCCGGCCUGAGGAGAGGUGCGGUCGGUGGGAACGGACGGGUGGAGGGCACUGGUGACGAAACAGGUGGCUCUGGCGAGCAUGCUUGGUGACGUGGUGCCGAAUAUAACGUGGUGGACGCUGGUGGUACUGCAUGCUAGGGGUUCAGGUCGGUGCUUUCUCUCAGGUUCUCGUCACCAAGGAAGCCUAACGCCCAAACAUCUCAAGGCGCGCGGUGGGUGUCUCACUGCAUGUCCGGAUACCCAGAUUCAGCUCAGGUCGUACGGCUGCGAUGGAUAGAUCCGCAACAGAAUUCAGUUAGGAUGCUACACGUGUCCCACACCGUGUACAUGUGUACCGUAACGUGUUGUUUGCUGGAGACAUCUGGUUUAAUAUGGAGGCAUGCUUUCGUGCCAUAGCAACCCACAGCACACUUUGCUGCCCUGUAAUGAAAGGCUGCGAUGGGGCAUGGCAAGGAAGCAGAGUUGCACAGUACGUAGUACGUACCAUUCUUGAAUGGCAGUAUGUGGGAAACUACGCUGUGCCAGGAACAAGUUGGGACAUCCUUGGGCAUUCUACGAGAUGCUAAGCCGCGAUGUUUGACAUCAGCACACGCUUCCACACUGGUUAUAGCUAUUUGUCGCGCUUGAUGGCCUCGUCAUUAACAUGCCAUGCUGCGUGCGUAGCAGAAAGCGCGAAAACAGCUUGAGAAUGACUCGACAUCCCGUGCGCAACAUCCCAACAUCCCGACAUGUGGGUUUGGCAGCGCGUAUUACAGCAGCAUACUAGCCCUUGCGCCCCAGCGUAUUAUAUGCGUAAUUUGACGUAUCGUACUUGUAAGAUGCUGACUAUGUGCUACUAUGCGGAUCAUAAGCUGUGAGGGUAGUACGGUGCAAACCUGCAAGCAAGCAAGCGGCUGAACAAAUUGCCAUAGCCUAGGCUGCCUGUGCCCAGGUUGACGAUCAUGGAAAGACGUCGCACGCGCCGAAGGCUGCCCGCCCCCCCCCCUAUAUUACCGUAGUUACUAGGGUUUAGGCGAAGAACGUCCGAGCCAUGGAACGGAAUGUGAUGCGUUAUGCCCUUGGCUUCCAACCGUGUGUCGAGAGAGUUGUGAGAGAGUUGUGUCGAGAGAAGUCCGUAGACCUCUUGUUACACCGAGGCGGGGGCGAACUGCGCUGGCGGGAAUAAUGCUGUUGCACGCCGCCCUUAUAUGAAAGAGCGCGCGUUCCACAUGGCGGAGUAACUUAAGGGAUUCGAUAUGAUCCCCGCAUGUGUAGUGGAUGAAUGCAGAGCUGCUAUGCGCUUGGGGCAGCAUCGCGGCGCGCGCGCGUGCUGCAUCAUAGACAUGAACGGUGCUGAGAUCCCCGCGCCCCAGCUGCCCCAUCCGCGCCCAAGCCAGCAAGCCUGGUACCUCAAGCAGGCAUGGUAAUACAUACUUUGGCGAUGCACCGCAUCGAGGGCGCAGUAAGCGGCAGCAAUUGCAUCCUUGUUUACAGCUUUUGCACAUGGGUUGCACUCUUGCACUGUUGGAUGCUCCCGAUUUGAUCCCGAAGUCCGAUGUUAGUUGGCAAUUAAACCCCGCUAUCUACUGAGUGCAUUCGACAAACGACGGCUGGACGCGCCACUGCCAUAGCAUGCGCUCUAUUGCACACAUCCAUGUGAACAUGCUCAUGGCUGGCUCCUAGCAUUCGAUCACGCUUUGGGAACGUAUGGUUUUCCCACGCGCGCACAUUUCAAGGAGCCAGAGCUUGCCACACGUACGAUACCGUAUCAAAAUAUACCGUAUGCACACUUUGUAUCUUCGUCCGACUGCUACGUCCGACUGUAACGGCAACCUGAG